Messenger RNA from Strongylus vulgaris, 948 nucleotides. Lineage: Eukaryota; Metazoa; Nematoda; Chromadorea; Rhabditida; Strongylidae. The record is from the annotation of a GenBank genome assembly.
AUGGGUUCUCUGCAGGAACGAACAAGAGGAGUGGGGAGGAAGGGAGGAGGGUUCACCACACUUCAGAAUAGGCUGGACUGUCAAAAAGGCAAAAAAAACCGCCCUGUGAUGGUCUACAGUCUCUUCGUGGCGCGAACAUGUCUCCGGGUGUCGUACUGCGAAGUCAGUGGAGCACAUAGGUCAGCGAUUGCCUGUGGUCAAAGCUUGGCAGGCCUUGGCAAGACUGCUAAGUGUGAGGCUGCACAGGAUACUACGGAUUUUGAAACAAAUGGACACGUCAACGACUUGCCAUGGAGAUUUUCUCAGAUCUGUACCUACAACGCUACGAGACCAACGGAUUUUCACGCCCUUUCCGAUGUUGCAGGAUGCAUCAACUACCACGUAGUCGCCUUGCAGGGAACAGAAUCCAGAAAGAUGGACGCCAGGCGGUUGAGUAUUGCUCUUCAUCAACAAACCAUUACUAUCAUCAACUGCUAUUGUCCAACACCAGCAGCUGUUGACUCGAAACUAAAUGCUUACUAUGAGGAUUUGGAAAAAAUCAUCCGCAAAGAAACUUCAUUCUACAAAUUCGUCGUAGGUGAUUUCACUGCAAAAAUAGGGAUGGCAGAAGAAGGGGAGCAUAGGGUCGGAAGGUUUGGAUCAAAACUUCGGAAUAAGGACGGUAACCGUCUUGUUGGACUCAUAUCUAACUUUUUUUAUCACAACACACCGAUGGACAUCGAAAUUGCCCAACGGUAUGACUCAUGCGGAGAUCGAACACUCCCACCAACCAAAGCUGGUGCUUACUGGACGUCACAGUGAUCCGUGAUCAGUGGAGAACCUCCUAAACAGUUCUUCAUCACAGGAGGCGAUAGGGAAGAUUUUCCGAACUACCGUUCAAUGGGCCUGCUGAAUGUACCAAGCUCUUCACAAAAAUUAUUCUCACUCCACAUCAAGAACAUUGGAUGA